UUUUUUUUUUUUUUUAAGACACGGAUUAGUUUGAUGUACAAGUUAGGGUUAGGGUUACAAUUUCCAUUCGCGCCUGUUUGAACAGAGAACUGUGCCGUAUAUUCAUUAAGAAUCCUGUAAGUAAAAAAAGUUCGAGCUCACGCCGAAUUAAUUAGCAGAGGGCAUGCGUCCGCUGAUGUAGAUUUCUGGGAGUCACUCAACUUACUUCACUUCACUUCAUUAUGGUGGACAAGGGUCCUCUUUUGACUUCGGCUAUUAUUUUCUACCUGUCCAUUGGGGCAGCAAUAUUCCAAAUCCUGGAGGAACCGAACUGGGAGAUCGCAGUAAAGCAUUAUAAAGCAGAGAAGGAUAAAAUAUUGAAACGAUACCCCUGUCUUACAAAGGCUGACCUGGAACACAUCCUAGAGGUGGUGUCUGAUGCUGCAGGACAAGGCAUCACUAUAACAGGGGACAGAACCUUUAAUAAUUGGAAUUGGCCCAAUGCCAUCAUCUUUGCGGCUACAGUUAUCACAACUAUAGGUUAUGGAAAUAUUGCCCCCAAAACACCUUUUGGGAGGGUUUUUUGUAUUUUUUAUGGGCUUUUUGGAGUUCCGCUGUGUUUUACUUGGAUCAGUGAACUUGGAAAGUUUUUUGGAGGACGAGCUAAACACCUUGGGCAAUAUCUCACUAAGAAGGGGGUUACGCUGCGGAAAACACAGUUCAUCUGCACAACCAUCUUUCUGUUUUGGGGCAUGUUGGUCCAUUUGGUGAUCCCUCCAUUUGUUUUCAUGUCUCAAGAAGGUUGGACCUACAUUGAGGGCUUGUACUUUUCUUUUGUAACUUUGACUACUAUUGGUUUUGGUGAUCUUGUAGCAGGUGUUGACCCCAAUGCUGAUUACCCUACUCUCUAUCGCUGCUUUGUGGAGGUGUGGAUUUAUCUGGGUCUGGCAUGGCUCUCUCUGUUCUUCAAUUGGAAGGUGCGCAUGGUUGUGGAGGCUCAUAAAGCUUUAAAGAAGCGGCGUAAAAGGCACAAACUUUCUUUGGAUGAACUACAGUGCUAUAAGGAGGGCCAUAAGACCCUUCUGCCUCCAACCCCUAAUGACGUCAACAUCUUCAGCUUCUUGUCCAAGAAAAAAGAGGGUUACAAUGACCACAUCAAGCAGAUAGGUGCUGAAAAGGAAGGAGAAGGGCAAUGUGUCAGCUCCAUCACUGGUAGCAAGUCUAAAGCACCAAACCACUCAAAAAGCUGUAGUGAUGCUUCUUCCAUUAACGGAAAUGGCGUCAUCAAUCUAGAUCGCUCACCUCAACAGAAGCGCCGCUACAGCUUCAGUGAUCGAGUUACUGUGGCCCUCUCAAAAUCCAAAAACUACCUUCUUGGCCAAGAGGAAUGUCUUCUCAUGAAUGAGCUUCAUGGAGAAGUAGAGCAAGAGACUGACCUGCACCAAAUUUUUGAGAAUCAUUUGGACAAAGAAGCUGGAGUGAACCACAAAGGUCUUGGAUCUGGAGGUUGCAGUGGGUGUCGGAUAACAUACCAGACCCUUAUGUUUUCCAAUGCCAACAUCACUUUCAUUGAUGAGGAGAACUUGCUGAAAAACAACUUGGAGGAUGAUGAAAAUGACACUGUGCCCAAGUUUUCAACCUCAGAUGAUAACAUUGAAUCUGAGACUGACUCCAGAGAGGACCUGAGCUCAGAAUCAGAGAGCUCUGUAUUCACUACAGAUGGGUCGGACCACAGCCACUCCUAUGAGAAACUGGUGGAAGAGUAUUCCAAAGAGGACAACAGACACUUGAUCCCUUUAGGUGUCUCCUCCUUCAGUAAGGAGGAGACACUAUUUGAGGACACCCAUUUUCCACUUUUUAAGGAAUUUUAAAUAUAACUGUACAGAUAAGAAUCUGUGAAAUUCCUUUUUGUGUUAUGCCAAGCCACAUUGGAUAUUGCAAGAACAAAAGACACGAGUCUUCCUUUGAACUGUCUGACCUGACUAAAAUGCAGUUCACUUAUAAACAGUUCACUUGUUUACUUAUAAACAAACUAUAGGCAACUGUUGGCAUAGCGACGUUUUAUCCAUAAACAUCAAUAGCUAAAUAAUUUUGUUGUGGCUCAAGACAAUAACUUUUUGCCAUACAAUAAAUAAAAAUCCUGUUAAAGUG
Molecule: messenger RNA, 2130 nt
Organism: Myxocyprinus asiaticus (Chinese sucker)
Lineage: Eukaryota; Metazoa; Chordata; Actinopteri; Cypriniformes; Catostomidae
Product: potassium channel subfamily K member 5-like
Exons: 5
Coding region: 222-1850 (542 amino acids)
Biological process (GO): stabilization of membrane potential; potassium ion transmembrane transport
Cellular component (GO): membrane
Molecular function (GO): potassium ion leak channel activity
Source: RefSeq, a predicted model, not a curated record